ACACUCCAUCUCUGAGCAAUAUCUUGUGCUUUCCGCAACUUCACCUAACUUUUUCUAGAGUUGAAGCAACUUUCCACUACUAUCUCCCGUUGACCUCUCCAUUAAUUAAUUCUUGAAAGCACUAUACUAUGUUACAUUCUAAUCCAAAUCAAAAUACACUAAAUGCAGUGGAUCAUAAUCUCAUCACCCUCUGGCUAACCUCUAUUUCCCUUGUUCUUCUUUUUCAUAUAUACUGGCACGGCUGCCACCACGGGCUGACUGAGUACCACCCCUAUCGGAAUAAGAACCACCUCUGCCACUCUGUGCACUGCCUCUAGCCAGUUGUGCUGUUUCACGGCUUUAAGCUGCGCCUUUUAACUUACCAUGGCUUUAAAUUCUGAUACUAAGAGAAAGAAAUCGUUAGUUUGCACUUGGCUAAUAUCUUGUGUACUUCUGCUUUCCGCUGCUUUCUUAAUAGGAAGCGCCUUCGUUAUCACUGAAUGUAAGGAGAAAAUUUUAGGAUGGCAAUUGGUUGAAGCCUUCACAAUGACGAAACCGAAGAAGUGUGAGGAUGAGUGCAGGCCUGAAGGAAGCGAGACACUGCCCAGAGGUAUUGUGGCUAAGACCUCUGAUUUAGAUAUGCAUCCACUCUGGGGUCCCCCAAAUAAAAGGAAAUCAAAAUCACCGAUGAGUUUACUAGCUAUGGCAGUUGGAAUUAAGCAGAAAAAGAAUGUAAAUGACAUUGUAAAGAAGUUUCCAGAGACUGAUUUUGUCAUUAUGCUUUUUCAUUAUGAUGGCGUCGUGGAUGAAUGGAAAGAUCUAGAAUGGAGUAGCACUGCUAUUCACAUUUCUGCUAUUAAUCAAACUAAAUGGUGGUUUGCCAAGAGGUUCUUACACCCAGAUAUUGUUGCAGAGUAUGCCUACAUAUUCCUGUGGGAUGAAGAUCUUGGAGUUCAAAAUUUCAAUGCUGGACGAUAUUUAUCAAUAAUAAAAGAAGAAGGUCUUCACAUAUCACAGCCAGCAAUUGAUGCAGAUAUAUCAGAAAUUCAUCACGAACUUACAGCACGAGAGAAGGUGUCAAGAGUGCACAGGAGGACAAUUAACCCAAGGGGUCCAGGAAGGAGGUGCUACGAAGACAGUACUGAACCUCCAUGCACUGGAUUUGUGGAAAUGAUGGCUCCUGUUUUUUCAAAGGCAUCGUGGCGCUGUGCCUGGUACAUAAUUCAGAAUGACUUCGUUCAUGCAUGGGGGGUGGACUUUCAGCUUGGAUAUUGUGCACAGGGGAACCGAACCACAAAUGUUGGGGUUGUUGACUCAGAAUAUUUGGUUCACUAUGGUCUUCCAACACUAGGUGGUGCAGAAAAUGAGAGGAGUGGGUUAGCACAAGGGCAAACUCCUAACCAGGAAAGCUCACCAAAGAAAGGCCAAAUGGGACUGCCAGAAUCUCAUCUGUCUGAUGCAAGAAAUGCUGUGCGGAAACAAUCUCUUGUCGAAUUAGAAAGAUUCAAGAAUAGAUGGGAAAAUGCUGUCAGAGAAGACCAAUGUUGGGUCGAUCCCUUUCGGCAGCCUGUGAAACAAAAAAGGUGACUGAAGGGAUGCAUCUUCAGACUUAAAAACUUAGAGACACUAAUUACAGUUAUUCUUUUAUGUCUUCAAGCUGAAGUUGGAAGGCUGAGAUAAUUCUUAUGGACUUCAAGUGCUCAUGAUAACAGAGGGACAUUGUCAAUUUUUAUAAACUCCAAUUAUGUAUAAAAACAAAUAGAAUAGUUCAGACAGACAGAGUAACUUAAGAUUUUCACCCUGUAGUUAUUUCUGUCUGAAACAGUUGCUGAAAAUAAAAAGCUGUCAAGCAGCUUAAAAUGAAAAUUUUAGCGUUUCUGUUGU
Molecule: messenger RNA, 1863 nt
Organism: Lycium barbarum (goji berry)
Lineage: Eukaryota; Viridiplantae; Streptophyta; Magnoliopsida; Solanales; Solanaceae
Exons: 14
Coding region: 364-1566 (400 amino acids)
Source: RefSeq, a predicted model, not a curated record